This is a messenger RNA of Periophthalmus magnuspinnatus, 1590 nucleotides long. RefSeq names its product RAB21, member RAS oncogene family (gene rab21). Gene Ontology annotation, molecular function: GTPase activity; GTP binding. Gene Ontology annotation, biological process: Rab protein signal transduction. NCBI's taxonomy places the organism in Eukaryota, Metazoa, Chordata, Actinopteri, Gobiiformes, Gobiidae. The record is from RefSeq and is a predicted model, not a curated record. Bases 338 to 994 code for a protein of 218 amino acids. The transcript has 7 exons.
CGCACAUAGACGAUCUUUGGUGGCUAGCGGCUAACUUUGACUAGCACAGAGAGACGCCAUUAGUUGUGAGAAAAAGCAGGUAUUUUCACCAAUCAAUAGGGGAUUACGUCGCGGUUACACACACUUUCUGACACGUAUAGAUCAGUAUUAAUAUAUUUUAGAUUCCCUCAUGUUGUCGACUCGGCAUUCAACCAAUUUACAGUUGUUUUUGUGAAGUCGGAAGCCAAUGUAAGCUGCGCAGGAGUUCAGUUCCGACAGGGAUAGCGUCUAUAAUAGCUAGUUAGCAUCGCAUCGGAAGUGUUUUCUUUUUUGUAUUUCUGUAAAUAUUUUUCCUGUGAUGGCGGCCGGUGGGGCUGGUGGUGGAAAAACCUACUCUUUUAAGGUGGUGUUGCUCGGGGAAGGCUGUGUGGGCAAGACGUCUCUGGUGCUGCGAUAUUGCGAAAACAAAUUCAACGACAAACACAUUACAACUCUACAGGCAUCCUUUCUUACAAAAAAGCUCAACAUCACGGGAAAAAGAGUUAACCUGGCCAUUUGGGACACAGCAGGUCAGGAGCGCUUCCAUGCAUUAGGUCCCAUAUACUACAGAGACUCCAAUGGAGCCAUACUAGUGUACGACAUAACAGAUGAAGACUCCUUUCAGAAAGUGAAAAAUUGGGUGAAAGAGUUGAGGAAAAUGCUGGGGAAUGAGAUAUGCUUGUGUAUAGUAGGUAACAAAAUAGAUCUGGACAAAGACAGACAUGUUUCAGUGGAGGAGGCUGAAAGUUAUGCUGAGUCAGUGGGAGCCAAACACUACCACACAUCAGCCAAGUUAAAUAAAGGCAUCGAGGAGCUGUUCUUGGAUCUCUGUAAAAGGAUGAUGGAAACAGCUCAGGCAGAGGAGCGGUUGAAGGGAAAUGGUGCCAGCCAGUCGGCAUCAAAUAGACGAGGAGUUCAGAUUGUUGACGAUGAGCCACAGGCCACACCUGCUGGAGGCUGUUGCUCUUCUGGCUAAAAAUUUUACAUACAUUUUCAUAUUAGCCUCUCACAAUGUAAAGCAGAUUUUCCGUCUGGUGUUCUACUCAAAAGAAGCCUCUGCUGCUAAGGAGCGUGGGAUUUUUAAUUUAAAUUACAUUAUUCCAUGUUCCCUAAUAUAAAAUAUGUAAAUUAUGUUGAUUUUUGUCAUUUCUUCAGAACCACAUACAUGAGGUACAAAUCAAACACCUCUGUGGACAGUAUUUUGUCAAAAAUUCCCACAUCUGUUUUAGAUCGGGUGAAGUUUUUAAUGACAAAAGACAAACGUAUUUAAAAGUUUGCAUAGAGGCUAUAAUUGUUUUGCCAUAACUGCCAUAUAUUCUAGGACUGGCAUUACCCAUUCAUACUUUCUUGGCACCGGUUUAAAUUUUUAGGACAAAAUGAGUGAAAACGCAUAUGAAACUGCAGUAAAUAAAGAUAAGGAGAUGCCAUUUCUCUGCCUGAAUGACAAGACACACAAACACACAUACAGCUCAUUUUCUUGUUUAAAGUCUGUAAUGAAAGCAUGUCUAAUUUCUGUUAAACACUGUUUUAAAAAAAUAAAAUAAAACUGAACCGCUAUUAUUUAAUAACUUA